Molecule: messenger RNA, 1467 nt
Organism: Ostreobium quekettii
Lineage: Eukaryota; Viridiplantae; Chlorophyta; Ulvophyceae; Bryopsidales; Ostreobiaceae
Source: the annotation of a GenBank genome assembly
AUGGACAAGCUCAGCUUCUCGUCCGACCAUGUCAACUACCUCCUGCUCCGCUACCUCCAGGAAUCUGGUUUCAAGCACUCCUCCUUCGUCUUUUACAACGAAUCCAACCAAGCAAACAGAGUGGAUCUGGAUCCGUCGGCGGUGCCCCCGGGGGCCCUGAUCCACAUACUUCAGAAGGGUUUUCAGUUCAUCGAGCUUGAGGCCAACCUGACACAAGAUGGCAAUAAUAUGGAUGGAGAGUUCUCUUUCUUGGAGUCAAAAGAUCUAAUAACAAAAUCGAUUGAGGAACUGCGAGAGACUGUGCGGGAACAGCGUGACAGCACAAGGAGGGAAAAAGAUGAAAAGGACGAAAACGUCCCCACAGCCAUGGAAGAAGACAAGCCUGAGAUGGAGGUCUCCCCUGGACAGGUGACCACCUUGAAAGGCCACUCCGCAGAGGUGUAUGUUUGUGCAUGGAGCCCCACAGACUGCUUGUUAGCGUCGGGGUCAGGAGACGGAACCGCUAGGCUGUGGCCCAAUGCCGGCAAGGCCCAGGCAGACAGCGGGCAGGCCUGCGAGACUCCGAUCGUGCUGAUGCAUGCCGACGGCCAGGCACCCAAAGCAGAUGGCAACAAGGACGUGACGACCCUGGACUGGAGCCCUGAUGGCCAGCAACUGGCGACAGGUUCAUACUGUGGCCUGGUGAGAGUGUGGUCCAAGGAAGGUACACUUGUCAAGACGCUUACCAGUCACUCCAACCCAGUGUUCGCCCUGAAGUGGAACAAGAAGGGAAGCCUGGUGUUGACUGGUAGUGUGGACCACACAGCAGUCGUCUGGGACCCCAAAUUCCCAGAGCCAAAGCAGCGCUUUAACUUCCACUCAGGUGCCAUCCUCGACGUAGACUGGCGAAACAAUGUCGCCUUUGCAACUUGCUCUGGGGACAAGCUCAUCCAUGUGUGCAAACUCGGAGAAGACGAGCCCGUGAAGACGUUCCGAGGCCACCAGAAGGAGGUCAACACCGUGUGGUGGGGCGUGAGGAAGCUGCUUGCCUCGGGCUCGGACGACAAGACCGCCAGGAUAUGGUCCCUGAACCAGGACGACGCCGUGCACGUGCUGAAGGGGCACAAGAAGGAGGUGUACCAAGUGAGGUGGAGUCCCGUCACGAACCAGGCCCCACCGCCGUCCGUGGCAACGGCGUCUUUCGACAUGACAGUGAAGCUGUGGGACGUGGAGAGCGGCAGGAACGUAUACACCCUGUGCCAGCACACGUCCCCGGUGUACUCCGUGGCUUUCAGCCCGGAUGGGCAGUACCUGGCGAGCGGGUCAUUCGACGAGAAGGUCUGCAUUUGGUCGGUGAGGGACGGCAGCCUGGUGCGGAGCUUCAGCGCAGAGGGAGGCGUCUUCGACCUUUGCUGGAACAAGUCCGGUGACAAAAUCGCUGCCAGCUGCAACAACGCGGACGUGUACAUCCUGGACUUCCGGCUGUAG